ACACUAAGAGAUCUGUGGUUCGUAGCCACUGCCAUUAUUGGAACCCCGGGCGAGGCGGCGGGUCGCGGGUACACCACUACGGCGUCCCUUUCAUUAUGUCCUAAUUUCUACCCACCUGCUAUUCCUGCAUCUCAGGUCUCAGUGUAUCCUGGCACGAGACCAAGAUGUCCAAGAGAGCCCUGGAGGAAGCGGGCUCCAGUGCCCCACCCCCACCCAAAAAUCUCAAGGUGCAGUUUGAGCCCAUUCAGUUGGGCUCCAUCUCCACCUUGGAUGAGAUGGAUAUGAAGACACUCCGCUUCCAGAAUCACAAGCUGUAUCAGCGCUUGGAGCAAAGGAAAAGAAUUGAGGAUGACUUGAGGGGUCGCAUUGAGCAGCUGGAGAAGAGGCAGACUCAGAGCGAUGAUGUUCUCACUGUCAUCAACCGCUACUGGAACCAGUUUAAUGAGGACAUCCGUCUCAUGCUGCAGCGCUUUGAUGCAGAAACUGCAGAUGAGUCAGAGACCAAGAAUGAGAGUGAGGCAACUACCUCCUUCCUAACGCAGCUCUCCACCUGGGAUCGCGAAGAACUGGAUGAGAAACUGGUGAACCGUGUGCAGGUAUCUAAACGUGCCGUAGCCAAGAUAGUUCAAGCCUUUGACCGCCUCCACCAGAGGAAUGAGAAGGUGGCACGUGCCCUCAAGGGAGAGGGUCUGGAAGGAGAGGCACCACCACCUUUAGAAGAGGGUGUGAGAGGGAGCUGAAUCAAGAACUGCAAGCAAGAGAACAAAAACCUGCAUGCCCAGAACCUCUCCUUCCAUGAGCGCCAUCAUCUCAUGUGUCUUAAGGUGGCAGAGUUGGAGGAGAAGCUUCAGGCAAUGGACACAGAAAAAGCAGAGAUGCAGAACCGGAUAGAGGAUAUGGAGUAUGACUUGAGCCGAACACGAUCACGCUGUGAGAAGGUGGAGAGCCACUUGGCGGAGACGUGUCAGAAGUUGAAAGCAAUACAGGACGAGAGUGGCACCACUCAGCCAGGAGCCAAGGCUGGGGAUAUGGCACCUGGCAAGAUCAGCACUGCCAUCUCCUCCAAAAAGAUGGAGGAGCUGAACAGUGAGCUGGAGGAGAUGCGGGAGCUGAGUGCUAAGCGACUUGAUGAACUGGAGAAGAAGACCAAUGAACACAAAGAGGCACUGAAGGAAGUGGAACGGCUCAAGAUGGAUUUACGCCAGCUACCAGAAAGUGUAAUAGUGGAGACGACCGAGUACAAGUGCCUUCAGUCCCAGUUCUCAGUGCUGUACAAUGACUCCAUGCAGCUCAAGACCCAACUGGAGGAGACCCGUCACCAACUACAGACCAGCAAGAAUACCCACCUACGACAAAUUGAACAAAUGGAGAGUGAGGAACUAACCAUUCAAAAGAAGUUGCGUGCUGAGGUGAUCCAGCUGGAGGACAUGCAGGCUCAGGUGCGCAAGGAGUAUGAGAUGUUAAGGAUUGAGUUUGAACAGAACCUGGCAGCCAAUGAGCAGACAGGACCCAUCAAUCGAGAGAUGCGCCACCUCAUCACCUCCCUGCAGAAUCACAUCACGCAGCUUAAGGGUGAGAUCCACCGGUACAAACGCAAAUACAAGGAGGCAGCGGCUGAGGGGAUCAAGCUUAAGAGAGAAGUGGAGGACCUGCACCAGAAGUUGGCAGCCAGACAGAGAAGUGCUAGUGUCAGUGAGCGUCAGGACAGUGUGAGCAGCGACCGUGGUGAUGGGAGCAAGGAGCAGAUGGUGAAGGAGGAAGGAAGUGAGUCAUGUGAUUCUUCAGGGCCCCCAACAUCUACCCAGCAGUCCUCCACUCCAGCAGGAGGGGGAGGAGCUGGAGGGGAAGACAAGGCAUCAGAGGGAGCAGAUGUGAAAAAGGAAGAGGGAGAUGAGGAAGCGAAGGAUAAUGAAGAGGGAGGAGAGAAAAAGGAUGAUAAGAUCAAGAAGGAAGUGAAGAAGGAGGGCAAGGACGGGAAGGAAGGAGGAAGUGGGAAGCAGGGAGGAGCUGCUCCGCCUGCGAAGGACUCAAGAGAGAGUGAAAUCAUCCGUAACUUAAAGUCUGAACACAAGAAGGCUGUGAAUGAUUAUCGGGAGCUAAAGUUGCUGCUGGACAUGUACAAGGGUGUUGGUAAGGAGCAGAGGGACAAGGUGCAGCUAAUGGCUGCUGAGAAGAAGGCACGGCAGGAGGUGGAGGAGCUCAAGGCACAGGUCAAAAAGCUGCAGGAAAGCAAACGGGAGGAGAGGAAGAAGCUUGCUGAUGAGGAGGCCAUCCGGAAGAUCAAGCAGUUGGAGGAGUCUGUGCACCAGCUGCAGAGACAGGUGGCUGUGCAGAAGCAGAGGGCUCCUCAAUACCUGCAGGAGGAAGAAACCUUACUCAAUGAGAUGGAGGUGACUGGGCAGGCCUUUGAGGACAUGCAGGAGCAGAACAUCCGCCUCAUCCAGCAGCUGCGGGAGAAGGAUGACGCCAACUUCAAGCUCAUGUCAGAACGGAUCAAGUCCAACCAGAUCCACCAGCUAGCCAAUGAGGAGCGGAAUGUACUACAGGAACAGACCAACACACUCACCACACAAGUGGAGGCCCAGAACCAAGUAGUAAGAAAGCUGGAGGAGAAGGAGCGGCUGCUACAGAACAAUCUUACCACCGUGGAGAAGGAACUUAGCCUCCGCCAGCAGGCCCUUGAGAUGCACAAGCGCAAGGCCAUUGAGUCAGCCCAGUCAGCAGCUGACCUUAAGCUGCAUUUGGAAAAAUAUCAUGCCCAAAUGAAGGAGGCACAGCAAGUGGUGGCAGAGAAGACCAUGGCACUGGAGCAGGAAGCCUUCAAGUACAGAAGAAUCCAGGAGGAAGUAGCCAGCUUGAGACGGAAGGUUGAAAGAGCCAAGAAGUUUGAGAUGGUGGAUCGAGCAGAUGAAGUGUUAAUGGAAGAGAUCAGGGAUUACAAAGAUACUCUUACGUGUCCAUCUUGCAAGGUCAAAAGAAAGGAUGCCGUGCUAGUUAAGUGCUUCCAUGUAUUCUGCUUUGACUGCCUACGGACACGAUAUGAGACCAGACAGAGGAAGUGUCCCAAGUGUAAUGCAGCCUUUGGGGCCAACGACUACCAUCGUCUCUACCUCACCUAGACAAGGCGAGGACCUGGGUAGGGUGGGGCGGGGCAGGCCAGGGUGGGGCGGGUUGGGUUACGGUGGACAGAAUUAGGGGUUUUAAUUGUUGACUUCCACUGGGUGACAAUUGUGAUUGGCUUUUGUACUACUAGAUCUUACUUUUCAUGGACAAAUGUUUCUCAAAAAAUAAUAAUAUCUAUUAUUUAUCUCUUGUUGAACCAUUUUUGUUUAUCCUUGCAAGAAAAUCUUGUCAUGGUGUAUACAUGUGUAUUCAUCUUGCAGUGAGAGUCGUCCUAUUUAUCUUUCAUUCUUAUGGUCAUUUCAUUCCUUUACUACAACCUCACCAACCUGUUGAGGUGUGCAGCACGUCUUGUUAUACCUCAGCCAACCUGUUCAACAUAAGCAGUACAGCAUUAUCAAUUCAGUUGUUAAUUAAUAAGCACCUUUAACACAAUCCACUUUGACUGGUGUUGCUCUCAUUUUAUCGUUCUGAUUACACCACAUAUAGCACUUAAUUUUCUUCAGAUUAAAUUAUUGGGCACAAUAAAAUUUAUUACAACAUAGUUUGUUGCACAGAGUCUGAACAAUUUCAAGACUUGCACCAACCUUUGUUGUUUUGACAGCUCUUCAUUUUCAUUAAAGAUGAUGAUCAUAAUAACAAGUUAUGAAGUAAUUUUUUUUUUCUCACAAAUUAAAUUAACUAAAUUAAAUGCGAAUCAAAACAGCAGUUAUGCAAAAAAGUUACUUGGGACACCUAUAUAAAACAUAAUAAGUCAAUUGUUCAAGUAUUUUAUGGAUAAUUAUAAAAAAAAAAGGUAUCCUAAUCUUCUGUAUUUACAGUUGGCCUCAAAGGUAACUGAAUUUUACUAUCCAGCACACAGUAACAUUUAAGAUUACUGUUUACUUUGUGCAUCAUCAUCAUAAUCAUCAUCAUCAUCAUCAUCAUCAUCACCAUCAUCAUCAGUCCAUCACCAUGAGAUAUUCAAGUUCAAGAAGGAACAUUCCAGCCAAAGAAAUAAAUCACCAAGUAAAAUGGGCCACAUCAUCAUACUCCCAUUCUUUAUGUGUGCUAACAACACAGUCUCAAGGUUUGUUUUGUAUUCUUUCUCUCUUCUGUAUUCUAUCUAUGGAUGAUGCUGGGCUGGAGACUGGGAUUCAGAGAUACAGUGUUGAUUUGCAUCUUGGAGGCAGUUGGGUUUCUGUGGAUGAGUGUUCACUGGCACAGAAUUCAGGUCAGCUGUGGGGAGCACUCUGUAGCCUCAUCUGGGGCUCUCAGGGAUGCUUUAAUCCCAAUGAUACUCCCAUUUGACUUUAAUUCCUAGACUGCAAAGGCAUCCUUAGAAUAAUAAUAAUCUAUUGGUGCCCUGCUCUUAGUGGACCUGAGUCACUUAAUUUGGGUUCAGGGACCUAAGGUUUAGUCCAACUGAUCAUAAAGCUCCACACGUUGCUAUAUGGUCAAAACGUAAAUUCUUAUCAUGUGGGCUUGCUGUGAUCACAAUUAUCCAUGAUUAUUUCCCAAGAGUCCUCUUGUGAAGCAAUUGCUGUUACCCUAUGAAACCCAACCAGUUAAGGAUACACUAUGUCAGACAAGUGUGUGUGUGUAUGAAAUAGGAUUCUCAGCUUCAACCUCUUGUAGUGAUAAAAGCUGUUUACAUAAUGAUGGAGACUGUCAAUUACACCAUUUUUAUAUACAAAUUGAUAUUUAUAAAAAUGUCUAUUCAAACUAGAACAAUGUAAACCAAUGCAGUUUUUUUUAAGUCAAUUAUAAUAAACUGAGUAUUUCCGGUGAAA
Scylla paramamosain (green mud crab) is the source of this 4892-nucleotide messenger RNA. RefSeq names its product E3 ubiquitin-protein ligase Bre1-like (gene Bre1). The record is from RefSeq and is a predicted model, not a curated record. Gene Ontology annotation, cellular component: HULC complex; nucleus. NCBI's taxonomy places the organism in Eukaryota, Metazoa, Arthropoda, Malacostraca, Decapoda, Portunidae. Gene Ontology annotation, molecular function: metal ion binding; ubiquitin protein ligase activity.